Oryza sativa Japonica Group (Japanese rice) is the source of this 4099-nucleotide messenger RNA. The record is from RefSeq and is a predicted model, not a curated record. Lineage: Eukaryota; Viridiplantae; Streptophyta; Magnoliopsida; Poales; Poaceae.
CUCUCUCUCCUCCCUCCACCCCGCCCCAGAUCCAGCGCCUCCCCUCUCCUCCGCUCGUCUCCGCCUCCGGGGCUAGGGGUUCGCCUCCGCCGCCGCGCCCGCCGUCGCCGGAGACGACGAUCAGGGGCGGGAGGGCCAAGCGAAGAUGCUGACCAAGUUCGAGACGAAGAGCAACCGGGUGAAGGGGCUGAGCUUCCACCCGCGGCGGCCAUGGAUCCUGGCCAGCCUCCACAGCGGGGUGAUCCAGAUGUGGGACUACCGCAUGGGCACCCUCCUCGACCGCUUCGACGAGCACGACGGCCCCGUCCGCGGCGUCCACUUCCACGCCACGCAGCCGCUCUUCGUCUCCGGAGGUGAUGAUUACAAGAUUAAGGUAUGGAAUUACAAGACACACCGUUGCCUCUUCACGCUUCAUGGCCACCUUGACUACAUUCGCACGGUGCAAUUCCACCACGAGUGCCCGUGGAUCGUAAGUGCCAGUGAUGACCAGACAAUCCGGAUCUGGAACUGGCAGUCACGCACAUGUGUGGCUGUGCUCACUGGGCAUAACCAUUAUGUCAUGUGUGCAUCUUUCCACCCUAAGGAGGAUCUGGUUGUUUCAGCAUCUCUUGAUCAGACUGUCCGUGUCUGGGAUAUUAGUGCUUUGAGGAAGAAGUCAGUGUCACCUGCGGAUGACAUCCUGCGUCUCACCCAGAUGAACACAGAUCUGUUUGGAGGUGUUGACGCGGUUGUAAAAUAUGUGUUGGAAGGGCAUGAUCGUGGGGUCAACUGGGCUUCAUUUCAUCCCACGUUGCCACUAAUUGUUUCUGGGGCAGAUGAUCGGCAAGUGAAGAUAUGGAGAAUGAAUGACACCAAGGCUUGGGAAGUUGAUACUUUGCGGGGGCACAUGAAUAACGUGUCCUGUGUGAUGUUCCAUGCAAAGCAAGACAUCAUAGUGUCCAACUCAGAGGACAAAAGCAUUCGCAUCUGGGAUGCCACAAAGCGAACCGGUAUUCAAACGUUCAGGCGGGAGCAUGAUCGUUUCUGGAUUCUUUCUGCUCACCCUGAGAUGAAUCUUCUUGCCGCUGGUCAUGACAGUGGUAUGAUUGUGUUUAAAUUGGAGAGGGAACGUCCAGCUUUCUCUGUGAGUGGAGAUACUGUUUUCUAUGUGAAGGACCGUUUUCUUCGUUUUUUUGAAUUCACCACACAGAAGGAAGUUCAGCUUGCUCCAAUAAGAAGACCUGGAUCAGUGAGCUUGAACCAGUCACCCAAGACACUAUCUUACAGUCCAACUGAAAAUGCUGUCCUGAUUUGCUCUGAUGUGGAUGGAGGCUCAUACGAACUCUACAUUGUUCCCAAGGAUUCUGCUGGCAGGGCUGACUAUUUGCAGGAUGCAAAGAAGGGGGCUGGUGGGUCAGCUGUUUUCGUGGCACGCAACAGGUUUGCAGUCCUUGAGAAGAGUAGCAAUCAAGUUUUGGUGAGGAAUCUUAAGAACGAAAUUGUAAAGAAAAGCCCUCUUCCUAUUGCCACGGAUGCAAUUUAUUAUGCUGGGACUGGUAGCUUGCUGUGCAAAGCCGAAGACCGAGUGACCAUCUUUGAUCUGCAGCAAAGGUUAAUUCUUGGCGAGCUCCAGGCACCUUCUGUUAAAUAUGUUGUUUGGUCGAGUGAUAUGGAAUCUGUCGCACUGCUGAGCAAGCAUGCGGUGGUUAUAGCAAACAAGAAGCUCGUCCAUCGCUGUACACUGCACGAAACCAUUCGUGUGAAAAGUGGUGCCUGGGAUGAGAAUGGUGUGUUUAUUUACACUACCCUGAAUCAUAUCAAGUAUUGCCUUCCCAAUGGAGAUAGUGGAAUUAUUAAAACCCUCGAUGUUCCUAUAUACAUAACAAGGGUUAUUGGGAACAAUAUAUUCUGUCUAGAUCGUGAUGGUAAGAACAAGCUGGUCACAGUUGAUGCAUCUGAGUACAUUUUCAAGCUGGCCCUUCUACGCAAACGGUAUGAUCAUGUGAUGAGUAUGAUCAAGAAUUCCCAGCUGUGUGGGCAAGCUGUGAUUUCUUAUUUACAACAGAAAGGCUUUCCAGAAGUUGCCCUCCACUUUGUGAAAGAUGAGAAGACAAGAUUUAACCUUGCUCUUGAGAGUGGUAACAUCCAAAUCGCAGUUGCUUCUGCAAAAGAGAUUGAUGACAAGGAUCACUGGUACAGGUUGGGAAUUGAGGCCCUGAGGCAGGGAAAUGUUGGUAUUGUGGAAUAUGCAUACCAACGUACGAAGAAUUUUGAGAGGCUUGCUUUCCUAUAUCUUAUUACUGGUUACAUGGACAAGGUGGGGUUCAUGUGCAAAAUUGCUGGACAGAACAAUAACCUGAUGGGUCAAUUCCACAAUGCUCUGUAUCUUGGUGAUGCUAUGAAGAGAGUUGAGAUCCUAGAGAAUGCUGGACAGCUACCUCUUGCCUAUAUUACUGCUACCACCCAUGGGCUCACAGAAAUUGCUGAUAGGCUUGCCGCUGAGCUGGGUGAAAAUAUUCCUUCUCUUCCUGAAGGAAAAGCUCGCUCUCUUUUGAUCCCCCCUGCUCCUCUCACAGCCAGUGGUGAUUGGCCAUUGCUUCGGGUGAUGCGUGGUAUCUUUGAGGGUGGACUGGAUGCUACUGGGAAGGCUGAACUUGAGGAAGACGAUGAAGCUGCUGGUGCUGACUGGGGUGAUGAGGGCCUGGAUAUUGUUGAUGCAAGCGAAGCGAUGGCGAAUGGUGGUGACGGUUUUGAUGCUGAGGAGGGUGAAGCAAAUGAGGAGGAUGGCGAGGAAGGUGGUUGGGACCUAGAAGAUCUGGAACUUCUGCCUGAAGCAGAGACCCCAAAAAAUGCUGGCAAUGCACGCUCAGCGGUCUUCGUUGCUCCUCCACCAGGCAUGCCUGUCAGCCUGAUUUGGACUCAGAAAUCUUCUCUUGCUGGGGAGCAUGCAGCAGCAGGGAACUUUGACACUGCAAUGAGGUUGCUUAGUCGCCAGUUGGGCAUAAAAAACUUUGCUCCCCUCAAGCCCCUGUUUCUUGAUCUGCACAUGGGCAGCCACUCAUAUCUUCAUGCACUUGCAACUGCCCCCAUCAUACCAGUUGCUGUUGAGAAAGGUUGGAGCGAGUCUGCAAGUCCUAAUGUGAGAGGCCCUCCUGCACUUGUUUUCACCUUCCCACAAAUGGAAGACAGACUCAAGGCUGCCUAUAAGGCCACCACAGAUGGUAAGUUCCCAGAAGCCCUGAGGCAGUUCCUUAGCAUCUUGCAUACCAUCCCUCUUAUCGUGGUAGACUCGAGGAGGGAAGUGGAUGAAGUGAAAGAGUUGAUCGAGAUUGUGAGGGAGUAUGUUCUUGGCCUGAGGAUGGAACUUAAGAGGAAGGAGUUGAGAGAUGAUGUCAACCGCCAACAAGAAUUGGCUGCUUAUUUCACUAACUGCAAGCUUCAGAGAGUUCAUAUGAGGCUUGUGCUUGGAAGCGCUAUGGGUCUGUGCUACAAGCAAAAGAACUUCGCUACUGCAGAGCACUUUGCAAGGAUGCUUCUGGAGAACAACCCUAAUGAGGCCCAGGCAAGGAGGGCUCGACAGGUGCAGCAGCAGUGCAGUGGCAAGAAGGAUAGCUCUGAGCUGAACUAUGACUACAGAAAUCCAUUUGUUGUCUGUGGCGCCACAUAUGUUCCAAUCUACCGUGGCCAGAAGGAUGUUUCCUGCCCGUACUGUGGAUCCCGGUUUGUUCCUUCGAUCGAAGGGCAGCUUUGUACCAUAUGUGAGCUUGCCGUGGUUGGUGCAGAUGCUUCAGGCCUCGUCUGCUCGCCCACACAGUUGAGAUAAGUGGUGCUAAGGUAGAGCUCCCCCAUUUUCUUUUAGUCUCUUAAAAUUCUAGGGAUUCUCUAUCUCACAUUUUAGCUGCAUGUUUACUGAUUGAGGAGUGUAUACAUGGUCGUGUUUUUGUAUCUUCUCCCCCUCAUUUCCCUCGAUUUUUGUUUGCCUUGAGGCAGCUGUUACACUUGUCAUAUAUGGACUUUUGAUCAUCUCAUGGUGGCCUAUGCGCCUACCCCUGGACAAUUGAUGUACCAAUAUUACUUUCACUCUUGGAAAUUUUUUGUCGUGGUGUUACUUUCAUUGUCA